Messenger RNA from Neoarius graeffei (lesser salmon catfish), 1065 nucleotides. RefSeq names its product guanine nucleotide binding protein (G protein), alpha transducing activity polypeptide 2 (gene gnat2). Lineage: Eukaryota; Metazoa; Chordata; Actinopteri; Siluriformes; Ariidae. The record is from RefSeq and is a predicted model, not a curated record. Gene Ontology annotation, biological process: detection of chemical stimulus involved in sensory perception of bitter taste; adenylate cyclase-modulating G protein-coupled receptor signaling pathway. The transcript has 8 exons. Gene Ontology annotation, molecular function: GTPase activity; G protein-coupled receptor binding; G-protein beta/gamma-subunit complex binding. The coding region runs from base 1 to 1065 and encodes 354 amino acids. Gene Ontology annotation, cellular component: heterotrimeric G-protein complex; photoreceptor outer segment; photoreceptor inner segment.
AUGGGUAGUGGAGCAAGUGCUGAGGACAAGGAAAUGGCCAAAAGGUCCAAAGAGCUGGAAAAGCAGCUACAGGAAGAUGCAGAUAAGGAAGCAAGGACGGUCAAGCUGCUGCUACUAGGUGCUGGCGAAUCAGGAAAGAGCACCAUUGUAAAGCAAAUGAAAAUUCUCCAUCAAGGUGGUUACACCAAGGAAGAACAAAUUGCAUUUAAAGCUAUCAUCUACGGUAACAUCCUGCAGUCUGCACUGGCCCUCAUCAGAGGCAUGGAAAUGCUUGGCAUUAACUACGGAUCACCAGGAUCACAGGAAGAUGGUCAGAAGCUGCAGAACCUAGCAGACUCAACUGAGGAUGGCACAAUGCCCAAGGAGCUGGCAGACGUCAUCAAAAGUCUGUGGAAGGACUCAGGUGUGCAGGCCGCAUACGAGAGAGCAGCCGAGUUUCAGCUCAACGACUCUGCUGGCUAUUACCUGAGUGACAUGGACAGAAUCUGUGGUGCUGAUUACAUCCCAUCAGAACAGGACGUGCUAAGAUCUCGAGUCAAAACCACUGGUAUCAUUGAAGAACAGUUUUCCUGCAAAGAGCUGCACUUUAGGAUGUUCGAUGUGGGGGGCCAAAGGUCAGAGAGGAAGAAAUGGAUCCACUGUUUUGAGGGUGUGACCUGCAUCAUCUUUUGUGGAGCGCUGAGCGCUUAUGACAUGGUGUUAGUAGAGGAUGAAGAAGUGAACCGCAUGCAUGAGAGUCUUCAUCUAUUCAACAGCAUCUGCAACCACAGGUUCUUCGCAAAAACGUCGAUUGUACUUUUUCUCAACAAGAAAGAUCUCUUUGAAGUGAAGAUCCAGAAAGUUCACCUCAGCAUCUGCUUCCCUGAAUAUGACGGGUCAAACACGUAUGAGGAUGCCAGCGUUUACAUCAAGAAGCAGUUUGAGGAGCUGAACAUGAAAAAAGGUGAAAAAGAAAUCUACUCGCACAUGACUUGUGCCACCGACACAAAAAACGUGGAAAUCGUCUUCAAUGCUGUGACAGACAUCAUCAUCAAAGAAAACCUUAAGGAUUGUGGUCUGUUCUAA